This is a messenger RNA of Rhagoletis pomonella (apple maggot), 819 nucleotides long. RefSeq names its product MTOR-associated protein MEAK7-like. The record is from RefSeq and is a predicted model, not a curated record. NCBI's taxonomy places the organism in Eukaryota, Metazoa, Arthropoda, Insecta, Diptera, Tephritidae.
AUGAAGAAAUUAAAUGCCAUAACUGACGAUCACUGCGACUACUGCUUCUGCUCAGAAGAUUUGCCUCAUAUUUUAUAUACAUGUCCACAAAUUGUGCAGGAAGCAUCUGACCUAAAACAUCUGCAACAUAAAAGGUAUGUAGCUGCAGUUUUAAAGAGUUAUCUGAAGUCGUUGCAGUCUAUGGAAGCAUUUGAGAGUUGGAACCAACACGGAUACCAGUCUUCCGAUCGGUCAGUUUAUGCAUUUUCUAGAGGGCUCAUUCGAAGUAUGAGUCAGGAUCAUGAUCAUUUUCUUAAUUUACGCAUGUUGGAAGAAUGGCUACGAGUAAAUCCCACUUUCCUGAUAUUGUGGCGUGAUGUUUUCACUUACGUGUAUAGCAAAAAGUCUUCGAAGUCUUUUAAAUCGGGAAUUGGCUUGUCCUGCAAUUUACUACCAGUAUUAGAUGGUUUAGCGACUGGCACGAAUUAUACGCCAAUUUUAGACAUUCCACAUAUUAUAUUUGUGAACAGCAAUUUACCGAAUGAGUAUCGCAAUAAAUGGCGUUUUUUGUUUUCAUCAAAAAUUAUGGGCGAGAGUUUUUCAACAAUGCUUGCUAAAAUUGUCAAUAAGGGGCCUACGCUCCUGGUCGUUGAAGAUGAGGAUCGUUACGUUUUUGCAGGAUUCUGUCCAGUGUCGUGGUCCUUAAAAUCACAGUUUUUUGGCAAUGAAAGUUCAAUGCUGUAUACGUUGAGUCCUGAGAUGCGUUGUUUUAACUCAACUGGAUACAAUGAUCACUAUCAAUAUUUGAAUUUAAAUCAGCAAACGAUGCCCAACGGAUUG